AUGUUUGCCGUCCCAGGAUGGUCUGUUCCGAGCUCUGCUCUGAAGCAGCAGGAGCCUGCAUCGCAACCUCAGAACCAGUCUCAACAGACCAAUGGAUCGCCAAAAGCAGGUGCUAAAUCCAACAAGCGCAAGCGCAAUGACCAUGUUACCAAAGCAAAUGUUGACGAGAUGUACCGUCGGCACAUCGAAGGUCACAAGGGCACCCCAAAAUCCCAGAAGCAGGGUGCGAGCAAUGCUGUGCAGCCUAGCAAGAAACAAAAGAAGGAGCAUAAACUAGGCAAUGAAGAAUCUUCUAUGGCAGGAAAGCAGAAGAAUCAGAUUAGAAAAGAAGGUCACAAAGACAAAGAGGAUACAUCGAGCACUGCUCAGCAUGUCGGGAAUAAGGCGGAUAAGAAGGAAAAGAAGCAGAAGAAUAAGAACAAGAAUCAGACCAAGGAACAACAGCAAGAGCCCAAAGAACAGAAGCAAGCCGCUUCUCCGGCAGGCGAGCCCGUUAUCCCUCCUGCCCCGCCGAAAACAGAAGCGAUUCUUACGCCCCUUCAGCAGGCUAUGCGACAGAAGUUGAUAUCCUCCCGUUUCCGUCAUCUGAACGAGACGCUGUAUACAACACCCUCUUCUAAGGCCCUUGAACUGUUCACCUCCAACCCCGAGCUCUUCGAUGAGUACCACGCAGGAUUCUCUCGCCAGGUCAAAGAGUCGUGGCCUUCCAAUCCUGUUGAUGGCUACAUUGCGGCUAUCCGCAAGAGAGGAGGCGUGUCGUCAGGUUCCAAGAAGGGCAACAAACCUGACCACAAGAGGAAUGCACAGGUUCCGCCGCUUCCUCGGAGACCCAACGGCCUCUGCACAAUUGCUGAUCUGGGCUGCGGUGAUGCCCAGCUCGCGCGGGCCUUGACACCUUCUGCGCAGAAAUUAAACCUGAAGUUGCUCAACUUUGACUUGCAUGCUCCACAGGGCUCACUCAUCACCAAAGCAGACAUAUCCAAUUUGCCCAUUGCCGACGGAUCCGUGGAUGUGGCUAUUUUCUGUCUUAGCUUGAUGGGCACCAACUGGGUGUCUUUCGUGGAAGAAGCGUGGAGGGUUCUCCGCAGCGAUGGCAAGGGCGAAUGCUGGGUCAGUGAAGUCAAGAGCCGCUUUGGCAAGGUCCUCCGCAAGAAAGCCCAGAUUGGCGCACGCAAACCGCUCAGCAAGUCCGAGAAGAAAAAGCUCAAGAAGCAGCAAGCGGGUGAGGACGAUGCUGGCUCUGAUGUGGACGACGCGGAUAUCUAUGCAGAAGACGCUCGUAAGGCCGACGAUGACGAAACUGAUAUCUCGGCCUUCAUUGAAGUGUUCCGCACGCGUGGCUUCAUUCUCAAACCAGAAUCGGUCGACAAGUCGAACAAAAUGUUUGUGAAGAUGGAGUUUGUUAAACAAGGUGGUGCCCCGAUUAAGGGCAAAUAUGCUUCGGUCGCUCCAGCAGGAGGACCCGGCAAGAAAAGAUUCAUUGACAAGGCCGCUGAUGUUGGCGCUGGCAUGUCUCCCGAGGACGAGGCCCGUGUCCUCAAGCCUUGUGUCUAUAAGAUUCGGUAG
Molecule: messenger RNA, 1566 nt
Organism: Aspergillus pseudoviridinutans
Lineage: Eukaryota; Fungi; Ascomycota; Eurotiomycetes; Eurotiales; Aspergillaceae
Product: 25S rRNA (adenine645-N1)-methyltransferase
Exons: 1
Coding region: 1-1566 (521 amino acids)
Biological process (GO): ribosomal large subunit biogenesis; rRNA methylation
Cellular component (GO): nucleolus
Molecular function (GO): rRNA (adenine) methyltransferase activity
Source: RefSeq, a predicted model, not a curated record